UUCUCCAAAAAGCUACAACAAAUUAGUCAAAACAAAGAAGCACAGCAUAAAGUUUUAAUACGAAGAUGUAUAUCCGAAAUACAAAUUAUCCUGUUAUUUAGUUUUAAGCCCAAUAUAGAGGUCUAUGUCUGGUUAAAAAUUCGAAAAACUAUUUGCCUACGAUAUGGAAAUAACAUUGGCUCUCAUAAAACCGCAUGUGGUGCGUAACACACUUGCCUUGCGUUCACUAUUGGCAAUGAUAAAAGCCAAUUUUACUGUGCUGGAAUCCAAACAAAUACACAUUACGAAACACCUUUCGGAAAAAUUUUAUGCAGAGCACCAGGGAAAAUUCUUUUAUAAUCGCCUUACAACAUUUAUGGGAAGUGGACCUUCGUAUGCAUUGAUACUUCAAUCAGAUGGUGGAAUUUCAAAGUGGCGUUCCUUGAUGGGCCCUACCAAAGUUUAUAAGGCUAUUUAUACGAAUCCCGAUUGUAUACGUGCCUUAUAUGGAUUAUCGGAUACUCGCAAUGCCUGUCAUGGUUCCGAUAGCCCAGAAUCAGCUUUAAGGGAAAUUGACAUCCUAUUUCCAGAGUUCAAUAUAACGGAUGCUUUGAAGGCCAUUGAAAACAAGAGCUGACUGAAUAGUUGAAAGGAUUUUAUUGAAUAUUUGUUUGUUGUUAUUAUAAAGGGAAAAUUCGAUAGAAAUGGAAUGAACGUAAGACAUUUCUUGAAAUAUGGCAAUGCAACUACCUCCUAAA
This is a messenger RNA of Stomoxys calcitrans (stable fly), 737 nucleotides long. It is a transcript of the gene nmdyn-D6, whose product is annotated as nucleoside diphosphate kinase 6. The coding region runs from base 164 to 616 and encodes 150 amino acids. Lineage: Eukaryota; Metazoa; Arthropoda; Insecta; Diptera; Muscidae. The record is from RefSeq and is a predicted model, not a curated record. The transcript is spliced from 2 exons. Gene Ontology annotation, biological process: CTP biosynthetic process; UTP biosynthetic process; negative regulation of oxidative stress-induced intrinsic apoptotic signaling pathway. Gene Ontology annotation, molecular function: nucleoside diphosphate kinase activity.